AUGAAGAGAUUACGUAGAGAAAGUGAUUUUUAUAGCAAUGUUCAUGAAAAUGAUUAUAGUGAAGAACAAAGUAUUUACUCUAUAAAUAAUACGGGUAAAUGGAAACGAAGUCAACUACUUGGAAAAGGUUAUAAUGGCACUGUUUACUUGGUUGAGAUGAUCAAACCACCUCCAAUAAUAACAUCAUCACGUUUAAAUGGUUCUCAUCCUAUUAUGGCCGUUAAAACUACUUUGGCUUCUCGUAGUGAUGAGCUCAAGAAGGAGAAGAAGUUACUCCAACUCUUUCAUGAUAGUCCUUACAUUGUUCGAUGUUUUGGAGAUGACAUAACAAUCACAACAGACAACAACGGAAACAAAACUAAACUCUACAAUGUUUUCUUGGAGUAUGCUCAAGGUGGAUGUUUAGCUGAUUUUAUGGACGUUACUAUAUUGUCUGAGACUAAAGUGAGACAAAGAUAUACAAAAUCUAUUUUGAGAGGACUUGAGUGUGUUCACAAGAAAGGUAUUGUUCAUUGCGAUUUGAAACCUGAGAAUAUAUUGAUGGUGAAGGAAGAAGACGACGAUGAGGAUUUUGUGGCUAAAAUAUCGGAUUUUGGACUUUCGAAAAAGAUGUCUGAUGAUUGGAGGACUCCUGGUAUUGUGAAAGGAACAAAAGUUUAUUGGGCUCCGGAAUGUGUAGAAGAUGAAAUUCAAGAACAGUGUUCGGAUAUAUGGGCACUAGGUUGUAUUGUUUUAUAUAUGCUAACAGAUGGAAGUAUGAGAUGGAACAACAAAAUGAAUGAAACUAUGUCUAAAGAUGCUAAAGAUUUUCUCGUCAAGUGUUUUGAAGCCAAUCCAUUGGAAAGACCAUCCGCCACCAUGCUUUUGAGUCAUCCAUUUGUAGGUGGGAGUGGAUUUAUUAAUAAAGUAAUUCCUAAGAGAAAAAAGAUAAAGAACUCUUAA
Cannabis sativa is the source of this 942-nucleotide messenger RNA. RefSeq names its product mitogen-activated protein kinase kinase kinase 20-like. NCBI's taxonomy places the organism in Eukaryota, Viridiplantae, Streptophyta, Magnoliopsida, Rosales, Cannabaceae. The coding region runs from base 1 to 942 and encodes 313 amino acids. Gene Ontology annotation, biological process: protein phosphorylation. The transcript has a single exon. The record is from RefSeq and is a predicted model, not a curated record. Gene Ontology annotation, molecular function: ATP binding; protein kinase activity.